AUGUCCCACCACCUCCUCUCAGACUUCGUCCCGCAACUAACCAACCUAACCGCCUACUCGCCCGCCACCACCCGCCCCCUCAACCUCGGUGGGCAAAACUUCACCCACUGCUGCCUGAAAGCCGUCAACGACUCCCUAACCAUCCUCAAUGACAACCUAUCCUUCACGCCCUCAUCCCAUUUUCUCCCCGACUUAACCAUCCCAGAACUCGUAGCCGCAGUUCAGAACGAUGAAUUCCCAUGCGGCGCCACUUGGACCGGCGACCCAGCAGGGGCACCGGUAGUCCAGGUCUCAUACGAAUGGUGCGUGUCCGAGUGCAGUGGCUGGGAGAUCUCGCAUUUGGGGAAGUUGAAUGAAUGGGUUGGUCCGCUGGUGCAGUUUAUACUGCCGAGCUUGGCGUUUUGUUUAAACAUUCCGAGGAGCCAGAAGUUGGCUAUACCAGAAAAAGUGUUCCAAGCGCACCCAAGGAAUGUAUUUGGGUUCGCGAGUUAUUGGAUACGGUUGCUGGGCGCGGUGCUGUUGAUGAUGGUCGAUACUAUGGUUUGGUUGUCGAUCUGUUUUGCCUUUGCAGGACCUAUGCUGUUGAGUGCGGUUUACGAAUUUGUGUUGGACAGAAAGGUUUUGGAGUUCCUCCGUCCACCGAAAAGUCAAAACGAACGACCCAAGAUCCCAGGCAGGGUGAAAGCCCAGUUGCUACUCGCUGUCGUCGUCGGGAAUCUUCGUAUCUCUACCGGCACUGCAGAGAGACGCAUCUCGACGUCGAACUCACGACGGCCCAGUCAUGCGAUAGAUCCAGAGAUGACCGGUACCAACACUAGAGAGGACCCGUUUGGAGAUACCUGGAAAAGGGUUAUGGUUAUAGUGGACGAAUAUGAGACCUCGAGAUUAAGUGGUGAUGCGGCGCCCAAGAAAGUCUCGUUGUCUACGAAGCUCAAAGCUCUUCUAAACUCACAAGCAAGUUUUGGAUCAACCGUUGGGGCUCCAAUACUGUUCUUCAUUGGAGGUUUCGUCUAUACCGUGCUAGACAUUCUGAACGAGCUCGGGGAUAAUGACAUGGCGCACGCAUUGGCAUUUGGCAUGUGGUGGAUGACCAUCCCCUACCUCGCUAUUAUUUCAUGCGCCAUGCUCGCGGCCAACAGCCCGAGCGCUCUCCAAGGAAUCGUAUACGACGGAGGCGCUAGUGCUGCCCGCGACCACGUCGAGCUCAGCUUCUGGGACCAGCUCAAGAUGAAGAUCAAGACCUACAAACCUAUGAAAAUUCUGCUCGAGAAUCUGGACGGCUACCAACUGAUUGAGGCGACAUCUGAAGGCCAAUUCAAGACCGUCACCCUCUGGAAUAGGGGUCCCAACAAACGCCGCUGGGUGCAAGAGGCCAUCAAGGAAUACUCCAGCGAGUAUAACGAAAACACUGCCAAAAACAAGGAAAAUUUGAUUACCCCGGAAAAGCUUCGAGAUGGCCUCAAAAUGGAUUUCGGCGACCUAUGGAAUAUUUUCUGGGGGACUUCAUACCUGCUCAUCACACCCUCCCUACUGGCGUUUCUCACCUCUUACAACACUCCCCGCAAAGGGCUAACUUGCAGAAGCAUGACGUACCUAGUUUACGGCAUCAGCCAGAUCUGCGAGAUGUUGCUCUGGGUUUGGGAGGCCUGGCUCAAAGUCCAGUAUGGCAUUAGAUGGUCGGGAACCAAAAUGCCGGCUAAGUCCAUCAUCUGGUGGGGACAGGUCUUCGUGGGCUUCUUUGGUGUCCUUGCUGCAGUUGGGGGCACUUUGAUGCAAACCUUAGGGGUAUAUCGCGCUUGUGCUUGUAGAAUCCCCGCCAAAUAUUGGGUACGCCCCAACGACCCGGAUGCAUAUAUGAUCCUCAGCAGCAACUUUGCCGACAGUAUCGUGGCUGCGGAGAGGUGGUGGGUGGUGACUGGGACUGUGGCGGUGGCACUCCUCGCAGUCGUCUGUGCGCUCGCCUGGUGGCACCAGCGGCGGCUGCGCAAGGUGUACAGGGAUGAAGCCGAUAGCUUGAACGAUGAUGCUGCUGCACUUGAAUCCAAAUCGCCUGAGACAGUGGCAGGAACUUCGAGUCAGGUGACGCCAGUCUCGCAGAGCACGCAGAUGGCUCACGUGUUGAACGAAUAG
Messenger RNA from Pseudomassariella vexata, 2130 nucleotides. RefSeq lists its product as uncharacterized. The transcript has 7 exons. Lineage: Eukaryota; Fungi; Ascomycota; Sordariomycetes; Amphisphaeriales; Pseudomassariaceae. The coding region runs from base 1 to 2130 and encodes 709 amino acids. The record is from RefSeq and is a predicted model, not a curated record.